UCGCCAUGCCAGAAGUACGUGUUGAGGAGGUGAGGAGAUUCAUGGUUGAGAGCCUGGUGGCUGUGGGAGCUCCAGAGACGGAGGCGAAGAGACACGCUGACCUCCUGGUACAUGCGGACUCCGCGGGACACUUCAGUCAUGGAUUGAAUAGACUAGAAUUAUACAUAAACGACAUCAAGAACGGCGCGACCAAUCCUACUGCCAGGCCCGUUAUACUGCAGGAGUCAGGGGCGACGGCGUGGGUGGACGGCUGUAACGCACUGGGCGCGACCGUCGGCCAUUUCUGCAUGGAUGUUGCUGUGAGGAAGGCCAGGGAGUGUGGUGUGGGAUGGGUGGCGGCGAAACGCUGCAACCACUUCGGCAUGGCGGGGUACUGGGCGCUGCAGGCGGAGAAGGUGGGGAUGAUCGGCAUGGCGUUUACCAACUCUGCACCCAUCAUGGUGCCCACCAGAUCUAAACAGAGUGCAACGGGAACAAACCCCAUAUCUCUAGCGGCACCGGCCGGCAAUGGAGACUCCCUCGUCUUGGACAUGGCCACUACGGCCGCCGCCAUGGGAAAGAUAGAAGUCCUGAUUCACAAAGGAGAGCCUGUCCCCCCCGGCUGGGCCUUGGGGCCAGAUGGGAAGUUGGCUACGGACCCACAAGUCGCGUUUGAUACCAGUCGGCUGUUACCGCUGGGCGGUUUCGAGGAGACCAGCGGCUACAAGGGAUUCGGGCUUAGCACCAUGGUGGAGGUCUUAUGUAGUGGACUAUCAGGAUCAAACGCCACGCACAACGUGCCGCCGUGGACGCACAACCAGACCGAAUCCCCGAACAUGGGGCAGUGCUUCAUAGCGGUGGACCCCGAGCGCUUCGCCCCCGGGUUUACCACCAGGGUCGCGGACUGUCUCCACCAUUAUAGGAAUUUGGAACCGGUCAAUCCAGCUCUUCCCGUCUUAGCGCCAGGUGACAAAGAGAAGCAGAGCGCUGCAGCAACACAGCACAGAGGCACAAUCAUCUACCCGCAGCGUCAGAUAGAUGUAUACGCACGCGUCGCUAAGGCUAUCGGAAUAGAACCUAUGAAAAUACACAGUGCUUAAUAAUAUGCCCUG
Molecule: messenger RNA, 1091 nt
Organism: Aricia agestis (brown argus)
Lineage: Eukaryota; Metazoa; Arthropoda; Insecta; Lepidoptera; Lycaenidae
Product: (2R)-3-sulfolactate dehydrogenase (NADP(+))-like
Exons: 8
Coding region: 6-1079 (357 amino acids)
Molecular function (GO): oxidoreductase activity
Source: RefSeq, a predicted model, not a curated record